Molecule: messenger RNA, 1042 nt
Organism: Nymphalis io (European peacock)
Lineage: Eukaryota; Metazoa; Arthropoda; Insecta; Lepidoptera; Nymphalidae
Exons: 5
Coding region: 127-966 (279 amino acids)
Molecular function (GO): N-acetyltransferase activity
Source: RefSeq, a predicted model, not a curated record
AAACAUGACGAAAGAAGUCAGAAAAUGAUUUAACAAAAAAUCAUUUAGUGUAAUAAAAACAAUAUUUCAAAAACUAAUCUAAAAAAAUGAGGACAGAACUCCAGCAAUGAUUGAGCAUUAGCAACAAUGAAUUGUUUUAAAAUAUUAAGGUAUGCCAAGCUAGCUGAGCGGUGUAUCAAGCCCCGCAUCAAUUUACCAAUUAAACGAUUUACAAAGUCGUCAGCGUGCGAUGAGUGCUUUAUCCCCGAUAAAAAGCCGUGCUUUAACAUAAACACAGUAUCGGUGGAACGUGGGAAUUCAAGUCACGCAAAAUUAAUUAAAUCGUUUCUCUAUUCCCAUUACUGGCCGCGGGAACCGACCGUCGUGGGUCUCUGGAUGUGUCUCAACUGUUCCUAUCUAGGAGUUCUUACGGACAAAUAUUCUAAUUCUGGUGACCGUCUUUUGGCUUAUGAAUACAUUCAGCGCACAAAAGAAAGGAAGCUGGUUGGUGUGAGCGUUGCCAAUAAAACAUACCCUUGGAUGAUAAACGAGUUGGAGGAGUGGGCGCAUUAUACAUCAUCUAGACCUGAAAGGAACCGAAUGUACUUCAUAGCACACUGCUUGAAAACGCCCAAUUUGUUUAACAAGUAUAAUGUUAAUUAUCUUUAUGAUGUGGAGAUACUGGGGACCUCUUCCGAUGUAGCAGGUCAAGGAGUAGGUACACUUCUAUUGCGUACAGUUCUCGACCACGCGGAGGAACUGCGGCAUCCUCUCGUUCAAGUUAUAGCUGUCAGUCAAUAUACAUCAAAAAUCUGUGAAAAAUGUGGUCUAAAGCGAGAAUGGUCGAUGGACUUUAGUGACUUUAUUGACGAUGCUGGACAAAGGGUAUUCUUUCCUCGAAGACCUCAUCAUACUGUGAGCGUGUAUACGAAACAUUUUAAUCCAGCAGCUGGUGGACGGGAACCUCGCAAGCCUAUUAUUUUAUAGCAUUAGCUACCAAGCUAAUUAAUGGUGUAACUUUUGUGAUAGUUUUAACAGGCAUCAAAUAUUUAAGAUAACAAUU